UCUAUAUUUGAGAUCAUAAUGAUCCAAGAAACACCAAUUUUAUGUUUAUAAAUAGUGAUUCAAAUAAGCAUUUUAAAUUUGAUUUGCUUGAUUCAUUACAGAGAGGACUGGAUUAUUUAAUUCAUUAGAUAAUAUUGUACAUAGUUGUUAAUUAAGGAUCACUACUAGAAGUAUCAGGGAUAGAGGAAUAUUUCACGUUUAAUGCAGUAUUAUUUUUCUAUCUAUACAUAUUUUUAUAAUAAUCAUAUUCCAUUACACUAUAUUAUAAUAUCAUAAGAAUUUAUAUUUACAUGAAAGCAAGAAGAAUCUAUUAUAUUUUUAUAUUUAUAAUAUUUCAGAGCAUUUAAUGAGCAAUAAAGAGAACAGGAAAUUUCUUAAAUUAAAUUCCUAAAGAAGUCUUCGUUCAUGGGAUAGCCAAAAGAUCUAACAUCAUGCCCUUGAAACACGUUGAAGUAACAUGAUCGCUUGCAGGCAACCGUCUGUUUUACUUCUUUAUACCUCCGGCGAAUUGAACGAGAAGCGCUUCAACGACGAUAUUACAUUUGCAUAGUGGAAGCGUUCUAUAGCCAACAGCACGCUAGCCCAUAUUAACCCGUCUAUUAGAUCAACUUCGAUACUUACAUCAUCCGGUCUAAUAGACACAUCACGCUUUCCCUAACAGUAUAAUCCUUUCUUUACGAGAACAUUGGAAAGGGGGUCCAGUUUUAAGUCUACAACCAAUGAAGAAGGGAAGUUUGAAGAGUGCAUAAACAAUAGACGUUUACAAAGAAGAAAGGAAUCAAUGGAAAGUCAACGAAUGAUUUUUUCAACGUAAUCUUCAGCAACAUCCGAACCGCCACAACAAACGAGAGACAGCAGUGACUGAAAAAGAUGAAUGCACACAACAGUGGUUGGGAUUUUGGCGUCCUAUUGUCUGGUUCUUCUGCUCGAGCAGGUCGAGAGCCGCUUAGCCUGGGUGAACCCCCCAUAGACUGAACCGACCACUUGUUCCAAUCGGUCCGAAACAAUCUGAAACUGUCAGGACUACAGCCAGUCCGUGGCCUUCUUCACGGUAAUAAAUGGAAAGUUGAAGGCACCGUAAGCUCCGUGAACGGGGAAGCGACGGGGAAAAAGGAUGAAUCUGAACGAUACGCCCAUAAAAUGCACAAUAGAAGAACACGAUCCAACUAUAGAUACUCUUUGCACCUUUUUUACGCGAGAUUUUCCAUUUACCAACUCUUCAGACUUCUACUAAAAAUUCUAGUAUCAAUAGUUUUCAAUAGAUACACAGAUUCAAAGAGUUAUAAUUAUACUACAAAGCAAUGAAUAUUCUUAUCAUCAAUCAUUGCAUUAAACAAAUGAUUGAUCAAAGAAAAUUACAGCGAUCCUUGAAGAAGUAGUAUGUAUUCUUAUCAGCUUGCUUAAAAAUAGUCACCGAUGGAACGUGUUAAUGAGAAAUUAAUUAAUGGAGCAUCGAAGAGGUUUACACGGCGGCGAGCGGAACCAGAGUCGAGGAUCAGCGAGACAACGGUAAACCACCGUCGGUGCGUCGCGACGAGAAGCGAGAAAGAGACAAAAGGCAAGGCAAUGAGACGAUGGAGGAGAGUAAAGGAGUCGAAGAGAGAGAGAAGAUCGCAUACCUGAGUGAACAGGUGUGCCGGAGUGGACGACGAGUGAGUUGCUGUCCGAGCAGCCUGUUAAGUCCCUUCGUGCACACGAAGAACAGGGACGCAAUCACUGGCCGAUUUCAGAAUUCGCGAUCGCACUUGGAAAUUCCAUCGUGGAAAGUAAAAUCUGAAAUUGUUCAGGGACCGUAAACCAGCGCGGCGAAUCUUUUGCGCGAAUCGAAUGUUUCUCAGCUCGGAUAUCGUUAAAUUCCAUGAACAUCAAAGGCUGAAGUUUAAGCUCGAUCUUGAGGGGCUGGUUAUACAGGCUGAUUCAGAAACGGAUACGGGCUAAUUUUAACACUUUGACACACGUUUCAUAGAAGUUAGAACUUUAUCUUACUUUAUCAUAUGCCUCGAUGAUUCAUGUUUAAAAAAAUAUCGGUUGUUACCGAAAGGAUAUAUCUUAGAUUUUUGCAACUUUGAAAUGGAUUAAGGAAAUUUAUCGUUAACCCAUAACACAAGAAAAAUAUAAAAAGGAGGUAAAACAAAAAUCAAUCGUCAGUGUGUAAUACCAGGAACGAUUUACAUAAACAAUCAGAGGAGCAAUAUUUCAGAAGCAGAUUAUAAAUACUGAGAAAUACUUUUGUCGCUUCGCGAGACAAAGCACAAUAUAAUUGCACUCACGAUUGUCGCCACUUUCUCCGCUGGACCGAGUGCAUUCGAGUGCCGGCAAACUGCCUUCAAACUUCUUCACCGAGCAACUGGUUAUCCUCUUUUUUCCCACUUUUUGGUUCAGUCGUUUACGAGGAAGUAUGGUAUGGCUAAUAACAUAUCGUUGUAUCAAUAUCGAUGAUGAUAUGAAACUGUUAGAGGCGUUUAACAGGAAACCCCAGGAAGGAAUUACAGCCAUGGGUGUCCCGAAGACAGAUACUGCUUGCACGCGACAACGUUUGGAAUUAUUGAUGUAACGAGUCCGUGGUUCGGUCACUUUUAAAUCUGACUGUGAACUUAAUCUCAUUUUGCAUCAUGUCUGGGAGUACAAAUUGAAACGUGGUUUAUUUCCAUGCUAUUAGGUUCCAGAAGGACAGUUCGACCCGAAUGCUAUGGAAGCGCGAACUACAGGUAUCGAGGAAAUAAAUCAGGGUACCGAUUGAAAUUUAAUGAGGAACGUGGACCCAGCACAGGUGUACGUCCGCUCCUAAACGCAUACGAUCAGCCUGCACCCUCUCGCACCCUUCUGUCGGCCAGCGCUCGACUGCUCGCUGUUAAAAGCUACAUUCCAUCGACCAAACAACCAGUUCUGAAUCGGUUUCGAAUUCUCGAUGACUCAUGAAUCUUCGAUCGCACGGAACUACCUAGAAACUCUGUAUCCCACAAGGAAGAAAGCGAAAUCUCCGUCGAAAUCGCUUUAUUCGGUUCGAUUAAAACUCAAAUACCUUUCAUUGUAUAUGUAUCGUGUUAUAGUAAUUGCUUUCAUAAAACAGAAAGUCAUUGCUGCAUUAAUUAGUACUUUGAUUACUGUGUUGACAAUUCUAUCUAGAGUAGUCAUUAAUUUUCAGAUUGAAUUUUUCUGUAACUAAUGCCACCUAAAAUCAGGAAACAUGACUGUUUUCAUUUAUUACCUUUGCAGAAUGGUAGAACAUCAUUGAGAUCAUACAGCAGCACAAAAACUUGCCAUUAGGAUUAUGACGCGAUAAGGAGGCAAGAUAGCAAGAAAUAUAUUACUCAUUUUUCAAAUAAGAGUAAGACGAUACUUCCGUUAUCUCGUUCAGAGGAACCAAACGAAAAGAUCACGUAAAACAAAUACAAAGAAAUUAAAUGAUAAUGUUCCAGACACACCUUCUUUCAUUGUAAAGUAUUUUUAUGCACUUUAAAAACACUCGUAUGCAUGUCUCUGUAACCUGGACGAGGGAGGAUCUUAAUCUUCAAAAGAAAAUAUUAGAUUGGGAGUGAAAAUUAAUUAUAGUUCAAUAGUGACUCGUACCUAACAGCAUGGAUAUAAACCACGUUUCAAUUGUUACUCCCAGACACGAUGCAAAAUGAGAUUAAGUUCAUAGUCAGAUUUAAAUGUGACCGAACCACAAGCGAUAAAUUGAUGGAGCACGGUUUUCGUCGGAUUUCAAACCAUCGAAAUUUCCUGAUAGCGAAGAAGAGUAGCGUAGAGUGCAACGGGGAGUCUGCCGCCGAGCCGAGACAGGCUGCUCCAGCAGGCGAGCAAGUGCCAGUUGCUCGGCGGCAGUUGCCACGGUUGGACAUACAUUUGCGUCCUUUAUCGUCGAGGUCUUCGUUUCCACGCAACUACCCUCGUCGUGGUUCGUAAUCGAGAAUCAAGGCUCACGGUGAAACGAGCCGGUACACAAAAAGUGGCAAAACAGAGUUGACGAAUCGGUAGAGGAAGAAGGAGGAAGCGUGCAGAGAAAAGAUCAUGAAAAGAAGGAUGCCAUGUGCCAGAAAUAGUGAGUGCGUGUGAGUGGCGUGCGUGUACGUGCGUGGCUUCGGUCCUUCGACCCUCGAGGACGUACCACCAGCCGAGGACACGAUGAUGAUGAUCCCGAUGAUACGCACUGCUAUCCUCCUCUACGUCUUCGUCCACCUCGAUGCCACUGCGAACACCAUCACUACGGCCAAGGAGGAGUGCAGGAAAAGGAUAGCCGAAUGCACGAUGAGCGACGGUGCAAGUACACCGGUAUGUGGGAGCGACGGUGUUACGUAUUCGAGUCAGUGUCAGGUCAUUUCGAAGCAGUGUCAAGGCAUGUCUAUUCUUAUCAAACACACUGGCCCUUGUCCAGAGACACCAGCGUGCUUCUCCGCAAGACUGACCGCCAGGCCGGGUGCACGACCAGUCUGUCGUCCGGAUGGCACUUACGCACCGGUCCAGUGUCACGAGGAAACCGGGUACUGUUGGUGCGUGACGCCGCAGGGCAGACCGUUGCCCGACACCUCGGUAAGACACCAAAGACCAAGAUGUUUGAAACCUGGUCCCAGAUCUGCUGCUUCCACCAGGAGCGGCCAAAGAAGGCGCUCGCCGAACUGGAAACAGCGAAGGCAGUACAGCAGCAAGCAUAGGAAUACAUGCGAUCGAGCUGAGAAAUCAAAGUUCAACGGGAACCUGAUCGAGAACUUCAAAAUAGAAUACAGACGGACUAACAUUUCUGCCGAUGGUGACAAAAACGUGGAACGCGUGCUGUCGUGGAAAUUCGUGACGCUUGACAAAAACGGUGAUGGCUAUCUGGAUAGGGCAGAGUACAAAGAGCUUAGGAGACUAGCGAAGAAGGCGGUAAGGCCGAAGAAAUGUGCUCGCACGUUCGCCCGCACGUGCGACCUAAAUCGAGAUUUGAAACUCUCCAGGCAAGAAUGGGGUGCCUGCCUUGCGAACGACUUCACUCUACGUUUGUUCUUGUCGCUGAACCCCGCAGACGAGCGCCCCGAGGUCCCUGAGGCCCAGAGGACCCGGGCCACGGACCAAGUGUUGAAAGGCAAUCCUGCCCCAGUACAUUCGCGACCAGCGUUCAACGAUGACCCAAUGGAUACUAAAGAAGAUAGCGAUGCAAACGAUUGUUUAACGGAUAGAAGAUCCGUACUGGAGGACGAGAGGCAACAUUCCCAGGAGAAAUUUUAUGUACCUGAAUGCACACCUGAUGGCAGAUACCAUCGAGUGCAAUGUUAUUCAGGUUACUGUUGGUGUGUCUAUCAAGACACUGGUAAACCAAUUCCUGGAACAUCCUCGAAAGAUCGUACUCCAAAUUGCAAUCCUGUACCCACUCCUAGCAGGCCCAUGAAAGGUUGUCCAGAACAAAAGAAACAGCUGUUUCUACGAGAUUUAAUGGACCUAAUGCAGAAAAAAAUGAAGGCGUCCGGGACGGAUUCUGACGAGACGACAGCCAAGUGGCAAGCUUCGAAAGAGGAACAAAUAGCGACCUGGCAUUUUGUUAUGCUGGAUAAAAACAAGAAUAAGGUUUUGGAGAGAAAAGAAUGGAAAAGUUUCCGCACAAUGGUAGCAAAUAAUAGGCAGCUUCAAAGAUGUGGCAAAAGAUUGCCUAGAUACUGUGAUAUCAACAAUGACAGAAGGAUAAGUAUGACAGAGUGGCUCAGUUGUCUAAAUGCUCAACGCCCUACAACAUCUGAGAGUACAGAGAAAGCGUCAACCACUAAGCCGAAGAGAAUGGGCCCAAAUCCUUUGGAUCAAUUUUUGAAGAACGAUGAUGAUUAAGAAUAUAUGUGAUAUAAAUGCGUGUUCGUCAUUUCAUCGAUACAUUAUUGCAGUGACCAUUCAUUAAACAAGAGAAAAAGGAAUAUUGAAAAAAAAAUGAAACCUGUUGCUGUGUUAAAAGAAAAUUUAUUCAUAUUUUUAUAGCCGGUGAUAAAUACCACUGUCGCGUCAUUUAUUUUUAAUAUAAAUCAUAUUUAUCUGUGCCUUACAAAACUUGAUAGUACGAUAGUUUAUUUUGAUCGUAACAACGAUAUUGUAGCUGUAAGGAAUAAAAGUAACAAAGUAUUACGGGCA
Molecule: messenger RNA, 6090 nt
Organism: Osmia lignaria (orchard mason bee)
Lineage: Eukaryota; Metazoa; Arthropoda; Insecta; Hymenoptera; Megachilidae
Gene: magu
Product: SPARC related modular calcium binding-like protein magu
Biological process (GO): extracellular matrix organization
Cellular component (GO): basement membrane
Molecular function (GO): extracellular matrix binding; calcium ion binding; protein binding
Source: RefSeq, a predicted model, not a curated record